AUGAAGGGGCAGAAAGUAACCAAGUCGUCAAAGUUCACUCAAGUGGGCCCAAACGACUAUCACAACGUCGCGGGCCUGACGGUGCUGCCAGCUAGCGCCUCCAUCUCGCCAUCUGACGACAGCGCUCGGAGUGAAGGCCGAUCGGUGCACUACGCGCCUCAGCACUGUCAUGGCAUCAUGGACAAUAGCUCCGAAAUGCUGUUGCAGGGGAGUUACGAGGUGUACAAGACGCAGGAGAGCAUGCAUGAGAUACAAAGGUUCAGUCCAGAAGCGAAUGCAAAUCAACAAAGACCUCCAUCUCACCAACAAGCAUCUCAUCAGCAAGACAUCGAGUUAUGUAAUUGCAUAGUACCGAUUUACCCUCUGAAAACAAGGUUUGCUAGCGACUGCAAGCAACAGACUGAACUCAAUAGAUCUUAUGCAUCACUGCCUAAGCUCAUGGAUGUGAACCAGGUAAGUUGA
This is a messenger RNA of Acanthoscelides obtectus, 462 nucleotides long. NCBI's taxonomy places the organism in Eukaryota, Metazoa, Arthropoda, Insecta, Coleoptera, Chrysomelidae. The record is from the annotation of a GenBank genome assembly.